Sphaeroforma arctica JP610 is the source of this 395-nucleotide messenger RNA. RefSeq lists its product as hypothetical. The annotation marks the transcript as partial. The transcript is spliced from 4 exons. Lineage: Eukaryota; Ichthyosporea; Ichthyophonida. The record is from RefSeq and is a predicted model, not a curated record.
CUGGGAGUAUCUGUCGCCGUACUGGUUCGACUUUGUCAGGUGGCAGCUCCUGUGGGAUUCUGAGCUGGUCUACCUAAAAGAAGACAUUCUGACGGAAAACGUUCUGCUGACGCGAUUUCUCACCCACUGGACUGAUUUAGUUCUGGAACGCAUGCCCUUCUACUGUAUAGUCCGAAUCCUGGAUCAGUUUUUCCUGCACGGCCCGAAAAUCUUGUUCCGGGCAUGUUUGGCCAUGAUGUUGAGCACCAAAGAGAAGGUGCGCGAGAAAUUGGGGCCUGCGUUCGAUCUUGCCGAGUCCAUUCUCAAAACCCGAAGUACAAAGGAGGACGAUAUGGGCGUAGAGCUGUUGCAAGGAGAAGAACGCGCUGCACCCGCAAUGAGGUCACAUGAGGUGG